Messenger RNA from Pecten maximus, 7888 nucleotides. Its product is annotated as CCR4-NOT transcription complex subunit 1-like. The transcript has 49 exons. Gene Ontology annotation, biological process: nuclear-transcribed mRNA catabolic process, deadenylation-dependent decay. Gene Ontology annotation, molecular function: molecular adaptor activity. The coding region runs from base 185 to 7507 and encodes 2440 amino acids. Gene Ontology annotation, cellular component: CCR4-NOT core complex; P-body. Lineage: Eukaryota; Metazoa; Mollusca; Bivalvia; Pectinida; Pectinidae. The record is from RefSeq and is a predicted model, not a curated record.
UGGCCGCUGUGACGCCAUGUCGAAAGUUAUGAGCGCAAUGUGAAGAAAGGAAAAUAUCCUGAUGCAAGGCCGGUUUGGGCCGCAAAUGACUCUUGUACAUAUCAUCUGUAUAGUAAGCGAGACUAUUGGAAAGAGAAAGCUUCAAAGGGAUUUGGGGCUUUCGCAAGCUGAUUAAUGGAAUAAUAUGAAUCUUGACUCGUUAUCAUUUGCCUUGGCAGAAAUAAGCUAUUCAGUGUCCAAUUUAACAAAGAAGAAUUUCAAAUCGAGCGUUGGAGAAAUAAGUCAUCUUGUUCUGCAACACGGAGCUGAAGCAGAUAGGCAUUUAUUUCGGUGCCUUUUCUCUCAUGUAGACUUCAGCGGUGAUGGUAGAAGCAGCGGGAAAGACUUUCACCAGACACAGUUUUUGAUACAGGAGUUUGGUUCUCUGCUGAGCAAACCAAAUUUUGUGUCAACUUUGUGUUACGCCAUCGAUAAUCCAUUACACCAUCAAAAGUGUUUACGUCCAUCAGUACACCUCUUCCCACAAAUCAGUCGGGUCCUGAAGCUGACUCGUGUACAGGAAGUUGUGUUUGGAUUAGCAUUGAUAAACUCUUCGAGUCCUGAGACUCGUCCUCACGCCAUACAAUUUGUCAAACAGAAGUUGCCAGAUCUCAUCAGAUCUUAUGUUGAUGCAGUAGACUCAGGAUUGCGUCAGGAAGGCGGUUUGCAGGACGUGGACGUUGAGAUACUCCACCUUCUGCUUAACCAAAUCCAGAGCAACAAGGACAACUUUGGACUUGGUGCGGAACAAAGGGAAGCUUUCUAUAGGACACUCAGAAAAGAUUUUCCUCACAAUCGUGUUCCGGUCAUAUUAGGACCGUUGCUUUAUCCUGAGUCAGAAGACCUUGCAAUAUCAAAGCUCUCGGAUACAACAAACAUGCCGAAAUCUGUGCUGGAUGCAUCUUUGGCAGACAUGGUUCUGGAGGCUGGAUACAGCUGUACAAUAAGUGUUGAAGAAUGUCGUGGAAAGCUCCUUCAGUUCGGUAUCAGGGAGAUAACGCCAGCAUCUGUGGCAAAAGUGUUGGGAAUGAUGGCAAGAACACCAUCAGGGUUAUCAGAAGCAGGACACAACCAGGCUCAGAUGAAUGCUGCACCAGGCAGUGGCUGGCCUGACAUGGGAGAGAAGGCAGACAAGCUCGGUGUUAACACUUGGAAUGUGGAAGUGUUCGUCAGCGUCAUUCAGGAUCUGGCUCCCCACUUCAACUGGAGAGACGUAGUUCUACAACUUGACCACUCAGGCUUCAUGGUGGCCAACAAGAAAGGGCUGCGACUACUGGUGCAGGGGCUGAUCCGAGGACUGCAAGAAGUGUUUCCUGUCGAGUUUGUGUAUCGACCAUGGAAAAACACAGAGGGACAGUUAUCAUUCAUCAAGCAAGCAUUGCGUAACCCAGAUGUGUUCUGUUUCGGAGAUUACCCUUGUCACACAGUAGUCAUAGAUAUCCUGAAGGCUGCUCCAGAUGAUGAGAAUCGCGAUAUCGGAACAUGGAAAUCACUUGACCUUGUGGAAACCUUGCUGCGUCUAUCUGAGGCAGGAUAUUACCAGCAAGUGUCAGAACUCUUCAAGUUCCCCAUCCAGAACUGUCCCGACAUGCUUGUACUCGCUCUGCUGCAAAUUACGCCAACAUGGAACACCCUGAAACAGGAGCUGAUAUCCACGCUGAUGCCAAUCUUCUUAGGAAAUCAUCCAAACUCAGCAGUGGUUCUACAUUAUGCUUGGCACUGCCAGGGCCACUCCAGCACCAUCCGAACCCUGAUCAUGCACUCAAUGGCAGAAUGGUACAUGCGUGGAGAACAACAUGAUCAGACACGCCUCUCCAGGAUACUGGAUGUUGCACAAGAUCUCAAGGCUCUGUCAAUGCUGCUGAAUGCUACACCAUUCGCCUUUGUAAUUGACUUGGCUUGUCUGGCUUCACGACGUGAAUAUCUUAAGUUGGACAAAUGGCUGUCUGACAAAAUCAGAGAACAUGGGGAGCCAUUCAUACAGACAUCAGUGAACUUCUUGAAGCGACGCUGUCCACAGCUGAUGGGUGGUCCUGCCAAAGAUGAACAGCUGCCACAGGCUAAGAGCCAGAUGUUGCCCACGGAUACCAUAGCCACUAUGUUGUCAUGUUUACAGCAUUGUGCCAGCCAAGUGUCCCAAGAGUUAUCUGAGGCCAUUCUGACUAUGGUGGCCAAUGCCAGUAUGAUCCUGAACAAAGCCAGACAAGCUCCACCGGUACCAAAAACCAACCUACCACCAACUCUGCUUAACCAACCAACCACACAGUCGAACCUGCUGGACAGUUUGGACAAUGCAAACACACUAGGAAUUCCUAAAUCAUGGGGUAUGUCGGCAGUGAACUCGGGCUUCCCUCAGAACCUCACCUCUCUCAGCACCACAGCCACACCCGGAUCUCCGGCCAAGGGAGCUGGCUUCCAACCUAUCUCGCAACCCAGUGGUUUCGGGGCCAUGCAGAACAUCACAAAUCAGCUACAAAGUCUAUCCAUGUCCAACCCCAUGGGAGUACCACCCAGGAAUCCAGGUGUAAACACGUUAGGAACUAUAAGUUCCCAGGCAGUGAUCAAACAACAACAACAGCAACAAGUUCAGCAGCAGCAACAACAACAACAGCAGCAACAGCAGCAGCAGCAACAACAACAACAACAGCAGCAGCAGCAGCAGCAGCAACAACAACAACAGCAGCUACGUGCUGGAGGAAUGUCCCAGGUUAGUGGUGAAAUGUCAACCAUUUUCCCCGACAUGUCGCAGCAAUUCACACGGGAGGUGGAGGAUGAGGCUAACUCGUAUUUCCAGAGGAUCUACAAUCAGCAUCCACACCCCACUAUGUCUAUUGAUGACGUGCUGGACAUGCUGAAACGCUUCAAGGACUCGCCUAACAGGAGAGAGAAGGAUGUGUAUGAGUGUAUGCUACGUAAUUUAUUUGAAGAGUACAGAUUCUUCCCCCAGUAUCCAGAGAGAGAGCUUCAUAUUACUGCAGUGUUGUUUGGAGGAAUCAUUGAAAAGGGACUAGCAACUUACAUGGCACUUGGUAUUGCCCUGCGGUACGUGUUGGAGGCCUUAAAGAAGCAGCUCAAUUCUAAAAUGUACUACUUUGGAAUUGCUGCUCUUGAUCGCUUCAAAACAAGGUUGAAGGACUAUCCCCAGUAUUGUCAACAUCUGGCUGCCAUUCCCCAUUUCCAGCAGUUUCCACAACAUCUUAUUGAGUUUGUGGAAUAUGGGGCAAGAUCACAAGAACCUCCAGUUAUGCCUUCCAUAUCACGAACUUUGACCCCAACAGCAGUUGGUGGGGUGUCAUUUACAGGGACAGCACCCACAGUGACUCCUACCCCGACAAGUGCUGCGGUGACAUCUGUGGAAGGGCCAAUACCACCGGUGCUAACCCCUGCUGCGGCCCCAGCCCCCUCCCCUGCUGCUGUCACCACAACAACCACGGCCACAACAACAGUUGUUAGCACAGGGACCACGAAACCCAGCAGCUUACCUAAGCCGUCCAUCGCGAGUGCUACAAACAUCGACACCCUCCUGGCAGGUCAGGGUAAUGAGGAAUCCUCGAUACCACCAGAAUCUGUUCAGGACAAAGUCUUCUUCAUUUUCAACAACCUGUCAUUGGCCAAUAUGAACCAGAAGGCGGAGGAGUUACGGAAGGAGAUCACAGAGGAUUACUACGCCUGGUCUGCCCAAUACCUGGUGAUGAAGAGAGCCAGCAUUGAACCCAAUUUUCACACCCUGUAUGCCAACUUCCUAGAUGCACUGCAGAUCCCUGACAUCACUCAAAUGGUCAUUAGGGAGACAUUUAGGAACAUCAAGGUUUUGUUACGAAGUGACAAAGGUGAUGCCAACUUCUCCGACAGAACUCUGCUGAAGAACCUUGGCCAUUGGCUUGGCAUGUUGACACUGGCCAAAAACAAGCCCAUUCUGCAGAUAGACAUAGAUCUGAAGGCUCUGUUGUAUGAGGCCUACCACAAAGGAGCCAGAGAAUUACUGUAUGUUGUACCUUUCACAGCCAAGGUGCUGGAGUCGUGUGCCAAGAGCAAGGUGUUCCGGCCACCAAAUCCAUGGACGAUUGGAAUAAUGAAUGUUCUAGCAGAACUUCACCAGGAGCCGGAUCUGAAACUCAACCUUAAGUUUGAGAUAGAAGUGCUAUGUAAAACAUUGACACUGGAUCUUAAUGAGUUGAACCCUAGUACAUAUCUGAAGGACACCUCCCGUAUAUCUACAACUGAGCCCCAGUUGUCCAACAUGGUUAAGAACCUGCCUCCUCCACCCAUGCCCACUCCACAGCCUGAGCAGCCCUUAGUGCAGCUCACAGCUCCAGUUCCCACGCCUCCAGUUUCUACAACAUCAGUCACCUCCACUGUCACCACUACAACGCCUAACAUGCCACCCAGGCCACAGUUUGCUUUUGAUGAAAUUGUGACUGCAAAUCUCAACAGUAUUGGAGCUCACAUUGUGACAAGCGAUCAGAUUCCAUUAUUCCAAGGAAACCCGAAUCUUAAACAGAUGGUGAAGAUGGCAUUAGAAAAGUCCAUCCAGGAGCUUCUCCCUCCUGUAGUAGAACGUACCAUAAAGAUCACUCUACAGACAUGUGAACAGAUCAUCAAGAAGGACUUUGCCCUUGAUCCUGAGGAGAACCGAAUGCGAGCAGCAGCCCACCACAUGGUACGCAAUAUGACAGCUGGUCUGGCCCUGAUUACAUCACGAGAACCCCUCUACCUCAGUAUCAACAACAAUCUCAAGAGUGCCUUCAUGGCCACGCUCAGAAUAAAUGAGGGUGCUACCUCGGCACAGAAGGAGAUGAUAGAACAGGCAGCCCAACUUGUGGCACAGGAAAACACAGAACUAGCCUGUGUUUUUAUACAGAAAACAGCAGUGGAGAAGGCAAUACCUGAAAUAGACAAGCGACUAGCCACAGAGUUUGAUCUCCGCAAGCAUGCAAGGUCAGAGGGUCGAAGGUACUGUGACCCUGUCAUUCUGACCUACCAGGCUGAACGUAUGCCAGAACAAAUCCGACUCAAGGUUGGUGGUGUGACUGCUGGACAGAUCGCUGUGUAUGAAGAAUUUGCCCAGAACAUCCCAGGUUUUCAGCCUACAAACGAUCCAUCGCUUCCUCCUGGAGUACCAAAACCAGUACCAACAUAUUCCAUUGAUGACCUGACCCAGAUCCUGGACCGUAUCCGACAGGACAUGGAGCAGUAUAUGCAGCAGUUGAUGGGGAUACCCACCAGUAACCCACUGAUGGUACAACUACACAGCCUGUUGGAGGCUGUCCUGCUGGCCCGUAACAAUCGAGAGGUGGUCACCUCUAUUGCCCUUCUACAGAAGGCAGUAGAAGGCUUGCUGGAUCACUACACCUUCUCACAACUGUCCAGCGACCAGGACCUAUUGGUGCGUUUCAGGAACUGUAACUUAAUGGUGCUGAAGAGUUUGCAGGAACAGAGGGCCUAUGGUCCUCAGUGGACCAAUAAACAGGUUACCAGAUGCCUGAUUGAGGUUGGAGGAGACAACAAGUACAAUGCUGAUGCAGUCGACUGUCUGAUACGGUCAGGCUUGGUCAGCAUGCAGCAGUACGACCUAUACCUGGUCCAACUCAUGGAGAACGGUCUCAACUAUGUAGGAGUUAUGUUUGCCAUGCAGCUGGUGCAGCGCUACUGUGUUGAUGAUAAGGCCAAUAGUCCUGUCACAGAGGUUGACUUUGCCAAUACCAUUGAGGCCCUGACACAGGUGAAUUCCCGUAACCAGAGGCCUCCUGAGGGGCUGGCCCAGAUGCUGGAAGGCCUACACCCCCCAGUGGACUUUGGCCUGUUGGAGCGUGCUAUAGGAGGACCCACCUCAAUGAUGCAGUCUGGAAUAUCCCAGGCAAGGGAACUAGAUGACCCACCAGGUCUCCAUGAAAAGACAGAGUUCCUGCUUAGGGAGUGGGUCAACAUGUAUCACUCUCCCGCUGCUGGCCGUGACAGUACCAAAGCUUUCACAGCAUUUGUGCAACAGAUGCACCAACAGGGAAUCCUCAAGACAGAUGAUCUCAUAACCCGGUUCUUCCGCCUCUGUACAGAGAUGUGUGUGGACCUGUGUUAUCGCGCUCUGGGCGAACAGUCUCAGAACCCCGCUCUAGUCCGCGCCAAGUGCUUUCAUACACUUGAUGCUUUUGUCAGACUCAUUGCCCUCCUCAUCAAACAUUCAGGUGACACUGCCAACACGGUCACCAAGAUCAACCUUCUCAAUAAGGUGUUGGGUAUCGUGGCUGGCGUUCUCCUUCAGGACCAUGCUGUCCGCCACUCAGAGUUUCAGCAGCUGCCAUAUCAUCGCAUCUUCAUCAUGCUCUUCAUCGAGCUGAAUGCUCCCGAACACAUCCUCGAGAACAUAAACUUCCAAGUGCUCACUGCAUUCUGCAACACAUUCCAUGUGCUAAGGCCAGCUAAAGCUCCAGGGUUUGCAUAUGCCUGGCUGGAGCUGCUCUCACACCGAGUGUUUAUUGGGCGAUUGCUGGCACUGACACCCCAACAAAAGGGCUGGGGAAUGUAUGCUCAGUUGCUGCUCGACUUGUUCAAGUUCUUGACCCCGUUCUUACGCAAUGCUGAGCUAACCAAGCCAACUCAACUCCUGUACAAGGGUACAUUGCGGGUCCUGUUAGUGCUACUCCAUGACUUUCCCGAGUUCCUGUGUGACUACCAUUAUGCCUUCUGUGAUGUCAUCCCACCCAACUGUAUUCAGAUGCGCAAUCUUAUUCUGAGUGCAUUUCCACGCAACAUGCGACUACCUGACCCUUUCACACCAAAUCUCAAGGUGGACAUGUUGGCCGACAUUGCACAUCCACCCCGCAUACUUACCAACUUUGCCAAGAUGAUUGAGCCAGCCUCUUUUAAAAAGGACUUGGACUCCUACCUGAAGACAAGGUCUCCGGUCACCUUCCUGUCUGACCUGCGCAGUAAUCUACAGCUGAAUGAGCCUGGUAUGAGGUACAACAUCCCACUAAUGAACGCGCUGGUGCUGUAUGUCGGAACCCAGUCCAUCCAACAUAUCCAUAGCAAGGGCCUCACUCCCAGUAUGUCCACCAUUGCACACUCCGCUCACAUGGAUAUCUUCCAGAACCUUGGUGUUGAUCUCGAUACAGAGGGUCGGUACCUGUUCCUGACGUCCAUCUCUAACCAGCUGCGAUACCCUAACAGCCACACAUACUACUUCAGCUGUACACUACUCUACCUGUUCGCCGAGGCCAACACAGAGGCCAUACAGGAACAAAUCACAAGGGUGCUUCUUGAACGGUUGAUCGUCAACAGGCCUCAUCCAUGGGGACUACUCAUUACAUUCAUUGAGCUCAUCAAAAAUCCUCAGUUCAAGUUCUGGAAUCAUGAAUUUGUUCAUUGUGCUCCAGAAAUAGAGAAGUUGUUUGAGUCAGUUGCCCGUUCAUGUAUGCAGCCUAAAUCAGGACAGAGUCUCAGAGAGACUGAAACAAACGAAAUUCACUGAUCUCCAUUGGUGUUGAAGGAACAAGACUUUUCCAGUCAAUAUUUUAUUUUUUGAAACAAGACAGCUUAUCAUUAUCGAGUCAGAUCAUGUGAUUUUGUUACGAGAAUUUGAAGCGGAAUUCUUCGAAAUAAUGUGUGAAUAAUAUAUGACGAUUUUUGCCAAGGCAAAUUACACUUGUGUUCAUAUGUCAGAGACAGACAUUUAUAUGAUAACGUCAACAAGUUUCAAUGGAAACCAGGCACUGAAUGGCCAUUGUUAUUAAUAAUGUGUGUAGAUUUUGUGAGUUAUGUAUAGAUGGCAAAGUUCUAAGAAGAAUGUUUGUUCCCUGUGAACCAGGAACUUGGAAUUAUUGUCUCUUGAAAUAAAACUUUAUUGCUUGCA